Molecule: messenger RNA, 1668 nt
Organism: Podospora bellae-mahoneyi
Lineage: Eukaryota; Fungi; Ascomycota; Sordariomycetes; Sordariales; Podosporaceae
Exons: 3
Coding region: 414-1364 (316 amino acids)
Source: RefSeq, a predicted model, not a curated record
GAUCUCUCUCGAAGGCCCAGGACACAUCCAUCAGUACGCUUCUUCCCUCCGCCAUAUUCGUUCCUUUCGUCCCAAGUCACCAAGUCACACCGCCCAUGACUGGAUCUCUACGCAAGCAUUGGCAGCCUAGUGAAGAGAUUUCAACCUUUGAUUGCGAUAUUGCUCCCCUACGUCACUGCCUCAUUCCAUUCACUUGACAAUAGUCACCAGAGUGGGUCCUGGCUACGGUUCUGCUCCUGAGAGGUCUAUAAAUUCUUCCUCUAUUUCAUACCUUUCUUCCGUUCAAUCUUUCACCAAACCCUCCUCACAUCCUUUGCCUUCUCGAAGCUCUUCGGCUUUCCUCUGCACUCGCGAGUUAUCUCUUCUACUCUCUUACCUCUACAUCCACAGUUUACCUAUCUCUACUCCUCAUCAUGCCUUUGAGCAAGACAAUCCCCCUGGAUGAGUACCUCGAGGCUCACAAAGAGAAUCUCAACCGCGAGAGCGAGCCUCGUCCGAUUGCCCAGCCCACCGGCUCCUACGCCAUGCCUCUCCGCCCCCUCUUCGACAUGGAUGAGGAGAUGACCGAGGAAGAGGCGCGCUUCUUUAACCGUCGCUAUCAGACCUUUGUCGAUAAUGCGAACACGUUCAUUGCCAAUCAAUGCCAGACCCCCGAAGAAGCCAUCCAGUUCCUCGUCCGCCGUGUCGCCCGCCAGGAUGCCGCCGUCGACCGCCUCGAGCGCAAGUUCACCAAGUCAGUCGCUGCUGCUGUGGAGCAAGAGAUUGAUAUCUUCUUCGGCAAUAAGCCCACUCUCGAGCGCAUUCGUGGCAUUAACCGUCGGUUAAAUCAGAUGCAGCUCGAGCUCAAGACUUUUAAGGAUGAGGUCAAGGCUCAUCCCGAGUUCAGCGGCAGUCCGGAGGAUGUCAAGGCUCGGAAGGCGGCCAUGGCUGUUGCUGCCGGCGUGGCUAACCAGAGCAAGAAGCGGAAGAAGGUUGCGGGAACGGCUGUGCCUGUUGGGAAUGGUGCUGGACAGGGGCCUGAUGGGUUGGAUAUGAUUUAUGAAUCCUUGAACAACAUCGUCUCCCACAUGCGAGAUCUCCGCAGUAACUCGAGCCUUGUCACCGCUUCUGAUGAGGAGCAGUGUCUCCCUCAGUUGGGCCAGUUGCAGUUGACUACUCCCACCAAAGCUGAGCAUAUCAUGAAGGAGGAUGAUGCUCAUGCGAAGCUGGACGGCGCGGGUGACGACGCCGAGAUGGCGGAUGAUGAGGCUAGCCAAAUGACUGCGACUUUGCCGCUUGCCGUCCCCGCUUCCGCGGCCAACACCCCCACGCGUAGGUUGGGCAGCGAGAUUACUUAUUGCUUGCCUGUUAGGACUGUUGAGUAGCAUAGAUACCCUGCUGAUAAGGCUGAGUAAACGGCAUGCUUCAUUGGUUUUUCUAGUCGGCGUUGCUUGAUGGGUUUGGUGGGGAGGACACAUGGGAUAUGGGAUGAAAUGGAAUGACCUUCCGGGAUAACCGUGCAUGGGAGGUGUUUGGGGAUAUCAUCAGGGAGUUGUUAUUUCGCGCUGCUUUUUUACUUUUCGUAUCGCUUUGAAAAGGGAAGGUAUCACAGGCAGCUAUUUAUGGCGUACAGAGACCAAUGAGAUUGCGCUGAUUUAUAUUAUUUGGUGCGACUGCCUUUGUGAUCUG